AGGAUUUCUGGGGAGAGCAAUAGAGACGAGGCCAGAGCUAGAAGGGCUGGAGCGGAGGCAAAUCAGGAGGUCGGUAGCUUGAGUGGCUAGAGAGGUCGGAGGUAAGUGGCUGUAGAAAUCGGGCGGACCCGGAACACAGACGCCUCGGGACCAUGACUUACGCUUAUCUCUUCAAGUACAUCAUCAUCGGAGACACAGGUGUUGGGAAGUCAUGUCUCCUCCUCCAGUUCACCGACAAGAGGUUCCAGCCUGUGCACGACCUCACAAUAGGUGUGGAGUUUGGAGCACGUAUGGUCAACAUUGAUGGAAAACAAAUCAAACUACAAAUCUGGGAUACGGCUGGGCAAGAGUCCUUCCGUUCUAUCACCCGUUCCUACUACAGGGGAGCAGCUGGAGCACUACUGGUGUAUGACAUCACAAGACGUGAAACCUUCAACCACCUGACCUCGUGGUUAGAGGAUGCACGCCAGCACUCAAGCUCGAACAUGGUGAUAAUGCUGAUUGGGAAUAAGAGUGAUCUGGAAUCCCGAAGGGAUGUGAAAAGAGAGGAAGGAGAGGCCUUUGCUCGGGAGCACGGCCUUAUAUUCAUGGAAACAUCAGCCAAGACAGCCUGCAAUGUUGAAGAGGCCUUCAUUAAUACAGCCAAAGAAAUAUAUAGGAAGAUCCAGCAGGGUUUAUUUGAUGUCCAUAAUGAGGCAAAUGGCAUCAAGAUUGGGCCCCAACAGUCAAUUGCAACCACAUCAGCAGGAACAGGUUCCUCUCAGCGAAGCUCUUUUGAUGCAGGGUCUGACUCUGGCUGCUGCUGAACAUCUGGCCUGAACUCUCCCCCUGUCCUCUCCUGGAAAUGCUUCAGAUCAAUCAGCUUAAAGAAAGAGGUCUUACUUGCUUGGCUGAGAGCAGCCUUUUUUCAGUGUGCAAUGUUUUACCCUUCCACUUAAACACCAGGAGAAAAUUGGGCCCUUUUCUGACCUGUCCUCCUUUAGGGACAUGAGCAUUCCAUGUAGAUUAGGGCUCUUUUCAUCCUCAGAUUUCUAAAAUGUAGGAUCAAAACUGAAUGUCACAGUAGAUAAAAAAUAAACAACUUACUAAGUAUCUCCACCUGUUUGCUAGGUGAUAUGGCACAUACCUAUAAUUCCAGCACUCAGAAGGGUUGGCAGGAACUUGGAAGUCAGGCUGGGCUACAUAAGUAUCACUAGGCCAUCUGUCUCAAAAAGCCAAAAAGAAAAGAGAGAGAAAGGAAUAAAAUACAAUCUGUUUCUUACCUAAUUUUUAGUAACUGGGGUGAAGGAUAUUCUGAUUGAACAUUUAGGAUUAAGACUCUAGAUAGCCAUUGGAUAAUACAUCUAUACAUAAUAAUUUCAUUGAGUUUAUUGCCUUUCCCUGGAAAUCUGCUUGUCAUUUCAUAAGAGCUGGGUGCCUCUGUACUGUCUCAUUGCUAGUUUCUUUUUAUUUAUUGUGUUUGUGCACAGCCUUAAGCAUCAUUCCUCAGAAGCCCAGCCUCAGGACAGCAUCUUUUACGGGGACCCAGAGGGUCAUGCUUAAGCUAGGCUAUCUGGCUGGUACUAGACCUGUAGCCACAUACCUUAAUUGCUCAUUUUGUUUAGGGAUCAGUUUUAGCAUUACAGUUUCUUUCACCAAAUUGAUCUCUACUGUUUUAUCACUCUUUCUCUCACCUCUUUCUUUUUGUUUCGCCUGUGUGUGUGUGUGCACACGCAUGCGCGUGCUGGAGAUGAAAUAUAGGUUCUUAAACAUGUUAGGUAAAUGCUGUGCCACUGAGCUGUACCCUCAGGAGCCUACUCUUUUACCUUUUGUUUUGAGGCAACUUGUCUAGGCUAGCCUUGAACUUGCAGGCCCUAAACUUGGGAUUCUGAUGCUUCAGACUCCCAGGCAGAUGGGCAUACUCCCUAACCAACCAGAUCUGUUAGACUUUUAUUCUAAUCAAGCUUAUUGGCUUACUAAAUAUAAUAUAUUUACUCCAACUUCUGUACCUUUGCAUAUGUUCUACCCUCUUCUAACAUUAUAAUGACUUUUUUUUUAAAGGAAAUCCUCAUUGACUGACCUACGGAGUUCCAAGCAAUUAUUAACACAGUAUCUUAGCAUUCCUAUGUUAUUCAUAUGUAAUUUAUUUGUAUAUGUUUUACUUUGUAAAUAUGUUUUAUAAUGCUUUUUUUUUGGGGGGGGGUGUCUAUCUCAUACAGGUUGUAAGUUUGGUCAUUUCUAUCCCAGCAUCCUUUACUCUGCUAUGUGCGAGUCAUGAUCUUGAACUUGAAUGGCAUACUUUAAAAUGCAAGGCUGUAGACUUUAGAAGAAACAAAAGGCCUUAUAGUUCUCUUUGUAAUUGUACUGCACUUUUUCCCAUCUACUUACCCUGGGUUUUCUAGUGCUCUUCUGCCCUGCCUCACUGUAACUUACUGUCUCCAUUCUAUGCAGCAUUCAAUAAGAAUACCUGCCAGCAAGAUUCAGAUAAGUAGAUACUUCACCUGCUCCUUAGAAUAUAUACUACUACUUUAGCCCAGUUUGCCUUGCUCCACUCAUUACACCGCCUUCUGGGACAGUUGCUGUCUUUUUUACUUGCUCGUUUUCCUUCACAGCACUGAGGUCUCACCAAAUUUCUAAUUUUUAAUGUCAAUGACUGUUUUCCUAUUAAAUAUAUGCAUGAUCCAA
Molecule: messenger RNA, 2664 nt
Organism: Meriones unguiculatus (Mongolian gerbil)
Lineage: Eukaryota; Metazoa; Chordata; Mammalia; Rodentia; Muridae
Gene: Rab2b
Product: RAB2B, member RAS oncogene family
Exons: 8
Coding region: 153-806 (217 amino acids)
Cellular component (GO): Golgi apparatus
Molecular function (GO): GTPase activity; GTP binding
Source: RefSeq, a predicted model, not a curated record